AGUUGGAUGACCCGACGUUGGACGUUGGGUUGAGCGCUCAAGUAAAAGUAAAAUUGUGCCGCACAUCCGGGUAGAGAGCUUAGCAUAACAAAAAAAGGAACUUUACCGCUACAUCGGUUCAACAAAAAACACACGAUACAGCUAAUCGCUACGCGACAUCCCCUAUUUUGCAAGGUAAGUUCCAAAAUUAAACUGACCUUCGACUGAAAUAAAAACUUUUAGCAAAUCCAGUGGAGCGCUCACAACAACAACAAAAAUAACUGACACCUAUAUUUAGUCAUAGCAAAAACAUCUUUAAUUUCUUAACUUUCACAGCAUCUUUUAUUUGUAAAUUAGAAAAUGCUGGGUGGCUGUUUUGUUACGCCAGCGUAACGACAUAUGGUUUAACCAGUGUAUUUAUUUAAACUGAAGGUAUCAUUAAUUUUGAAACUUUCACAAGAACUUAUUCUGCAACAUCAAGAUUACACAGGGUGACCACAGGUCUGUGUUCAGGUGGUGUUUUACAAAUGGGUUGAAAAUCCUUACGUCUAAAAAUGCAAGCUGCUUCCUGUGCUAAAAACCUCGAGGACCUAUGUUCAGUCGUGCUUCGUUUGUGGUGUUUAAUUUUUUCGAUAAAGGUUCUUCAGAGAGAGGCUGUAAAGGAGACUUUAUGCGCAUGUCGUUGUACACCUCGUUCAACAGCUUGGCGAAGAAAUCUCUGAUAUUGUUACGGCGAUGAUAAAGAAAUCCACUUUUUUUACACGACGGCAUGGCAUGGUUGACAUCAAACGUGGACCAACAUGCUGAAAUGGAGAGGGAAUAUACUUUACACUCCAUCUGUCUGUAUAAAAUGCUAACGGCAUCGUUAAAUUCACGUUCGUUCAUUUUGAAAUUCUCUAACUCAAGCGGCAACGUUAUUAGCCAGCUCGAAGCUCUUCUUUUUUUCGCUAAAUCAUUUACAGGCAGUUGCUCCUUAGUCAUUUAGACACUGAGAUCUUGUAAACUGUAGUUUUUUUCUAUCGUCUCUUGAUUGGAUAACGUUUUUUAUGCUUUGUUAAUUUCCUUGACGUCCUUGGUUAUUCGUCUUGGCCUUUGAUCAGGGAGGUAAGUUGUUUGGCGACAAGCUUUUAUAAUGCUUGCAAUUUCUUUAAAGAUUAGUAAUGCCAGAUCAAAUUUAUUUACAUGCAGCGACAAGAAAACGCCGUUCAUCUCGACUGCAAAACUGUCAACUAGUCAGUGCUGGUAUCCUUCUGUUAUUGAUGAUCUCGUCCAGAACUGCGAGAUGUUCCCCAAGACCAGGUACAGUGCGAAGAAAAUAUGUUAGUUUAUGUGGAAAACCACUAACAGAAUUUCUGUAUGGUGCACGAGGUUCUGAUUUUAAAAACCGUGACAGAAAUUACAUUUAAAUGUUCAAAUAUGUUCUUCCCUUUAUUGUUAUGUUAACUCCGUACCAUCACAAAUUUCACUUCCUUGACAAGCAAUCACCAUUUUUCACGCUUUUGAAUAGUAUCUAAGUUUUGUACCUCCUUUAGAGUCAUCCAUCCAGCAAGCAUGGACACUGACAUGUUCUCUUAUCCCACAGAGGCGUCAACAAAAGCAAGAUAUUUUAUUUGCACACCCAUACCAUCAUUGCUAGAAACCAGUGGAAUGAUUUUUGCCAAGAGCGAUGUUAUUUCUAUUGCGUAGAUUAGCAUUGCAAAAGCAAACUUUCACAAGCAGUCUAAAUGCUUUCAUGUAGCAGCAGCCCCUAAAAUUAGCGUCGGCAUUCGGCACUGCUGACGUGAUUGCCGACGUAAAAUGAGAAAAUACCGUAGUUGCGUCGGCAAAAAAAUUGCCGACGUAAUUUUGUUGUGAAAUUUUUAAAAACAACAACUCAUUUUCAACAUCAACGAAGAAAAAAAUUAACAAAGAAUUAAUUUUUAUUUUGGCGGACUUUUAAGAACAUGUGAUCAUGUAUAUACGAUGUCCCUGAGGUGUCACUGGGUCCUUCCCAAUUUUCACUCAGACCUUCCCAAUUUUUAACUCAGACCUUCCCAAUUUUUAACUGGGACCAUCUCAUUUUCAACCAGACCUUCUUUGAUUUCACAGCGCCGAGGACCUACAAAAACUUUCAAAGUUAGACCCAGACCGUUCGCGAUGUAAAAAUGGUAGACAUACAAAUAUAAACACACGUGAAGGGAACAGCAGAAAGGGAUUUUUAGCAAAUAGAUAAUGGUUGGUGAAAAUAAGAGGAAAACAGAAGCAAGAUUAAGUGGUUUAAUACUUAAAAUCAGGAGGAAGGGAGAAAAUGAACGAAAAGUUGAAGAAAGGAAGGUAUUUUUUUACUCUAAUCUAAGUAUACUACCAAGCUUUUGGUAUUUGCAUGUCGUCAUGAAUUUAUAGCACAAGUCAAGUAGGUAUGCAUGUCUGAAAUUCUCCUUAUAUUAUGUAGCUAUAGGGUGGCUAAUAGCUUAAGUCUGUAACAAGUUUAUCAGGCGAAAAAACGUGAAAAAUUAACUCGCAGGUAUCUAGCUACCACAAAAUUGUAAGCUUUUUAUCCUUUUUUAAACAAAUUUUAUUGCAAUGUAGCUAUAUGGAGAACUUCUUGACGUUCUAGGUUCAUGUUCGGUGGAAAAGAUUCGAUGUUGAAAAAGGCAGUGCUGUUAUUGUGUCUCAAAAAUAGGUUCAUAAUGGUGGAGGACAACAUACUGUUAUCCGCAAUUAAGGAACGAGCAGAGAGAUUAUUCUUUUCAAAUGAAGGAAAAUGUUAUUUCGGAGAAACAAUCGAUGAAUGUUUUACAACUCUGACUAACUCUGCUGAUGAACCACUUGACGAAAAUUUGUCCUUAACAGACUAUUUAAGCAACAAUGGUUUGUAUUUGUCAAAGAUGUACCUUGUUUUGAAUACCAGAAAACGAGAAGAUGCAAGUCCUCCAAGUAAUUCUAUGUGUGUUCCAAUUCCUAAUUUGGAUUUUGGAAAUGACUUCUUGGUUGCAGAAGAAGAUGAUCAGCAGAUUGUUGACGUUCCUGAAACUGUACCAAAUCCUGGUUUCCAUGGUGAUAACAUAGUCGAUUUGGAAUCUGGAAUUGUACCUGACCAUCAAAACGAUAAUAAUCCCAAUUUUGAAUUUGAAGCUGGUACAAAUCAUCAUUAUAAUUCUGUCAUCAAUUUGGUAUACGAAGGUAACCCUAACCAAGUUGAUAACCUCGUAGAUUUGGAAUCUCCAGCCACCUUAAACCAUCGUGACACAACUGUGGAUUUGUCAUCCCACGCUAGCUCUAGCCACGCUAACUUGGAACCAGAUAGCAACGAAGUAAAUUUGGUUCUUUCUGAUGGUAUUAAAACUAUCAAAGUUCAUAGGUUGCGCUUGAAGGAAGAUAUGAUCAACGGCUUCAAACAAAUAAUGGAAAACGAUAAAAUAAAGUUCACAAUUAUUGAUCCACGAGGAGAAGAAGAAAGUGGCGUUGGUAUUGGAGUUGACAGAGAUUUGUAUACAUCUUUUUGGAUGGAGGUUGCUGAUUCUCUCUGUAUUGGAACAUCAGAAAGGGUACCUUUCAUAAGGCAUGAUUUGUACUUUGAGGAAUGGGAAUCAAUUGGAAAAAUACUGAAACAUGGAUACACCAAAACUGGAUAUUUUCCAAUUUUUUUAACCAAAGCUUUUGUUACGUAUUGUUUAUUUGGGGACACACCGCUCUCUAAUGAUCUGCUCAUGGAAUCUUUUUUAAACUUUGUGUCACCAAUGGAUGCAUCAUUAUUAAAAGAAGCCCUGAAAACCACUAAUCAAGGAAUAUACAAGGACGAGGAUUUCAUAGAUCUUCUAGACCGCUAAACUGUAGAUCCAGUGUUAAUCCACUCAAUGUUUAUGGAGUUGUUCUUGAACUUGCACAGCAAGAAAUAAUACAAAAACCGUUCAUCAUGGUUUGCAGUUGGGCGAAAACACUACAAUGUUUAAAAGAAUAUGAAGAAUUUUCAUCAAUAUAUUUCUUGAAAAACUUUUACGAUGCUGUUACACCUUCUACCAAAAAAGUUAUAAAACUAUUCGUUGCAGAUCCGAAGACAGAAGGACAACGAUGUUGUUACAAAUAUUUGCUUCAAUAUGUUCGUGGGCUUGACAAUACUGAUCUUGUGAAAUUGUUGCGAUUUUUGACAGGUUCAGACAUAAUUUUAUGUAGAAAAAUAGAUGUGUCAUUUGUUGAAAUGGGUGAAAAUGCUGCCAGAAGACCAAUUGCGCAUACGUGUGCGCCUUUAUUGGAACUGCCGUAUUCGUAGCGCAACUUUUGUGAACUCCGGGAAGAAUUCCAGAAUAUCUUGCGGGUGGAUAGCUGGGGAACUGAUUUUACUUGAUAUCAUAUACUGUAUGUAUUUACCUGAUAUUCUUAUAUAGUUUUAAAUUACGUUCUUUUUUUGCUUAAUUCAGAAACCUUCAGAAAUAGUUGAGAACAAAACGUUAUAUAAACAUGACAGUGCACAUAUUUUAUUUUGCUAUUAGGAGUGUGUUUGAAAUUCAAUCAUGUUAUCAUUUUAUACAAAGGCAGUUCCAGCAGUGUUCUGUACAAACUUGACGAUUUCUAUUUGGACACUUCACAUAGAAACUAUUUUAUAAAAUUUUGUUAUAAAUAAACUUGGAGAUUUUUACUUGGAUAUUUUAUAUGAGUUAGAGUUUUGUUCUAUUUAAACUUGGAGAUUUUUACUUGGGAAUUUUAUAUGAGUUAGAGUUUUGUUCUAUAUAAACUUGGAGAUACUUUUUUCACCGGGAAUGACUGAAUUAGAAUCCCUUACUGGUUAAGUGGACUAUAAUUUGGUAAUUCACGGCAUACGUGUGGUGUGUUGUACCAUUUAUAUUUCUGAGCAGCAUGUUUUUUUGUUCGAAAGACAGCAAUAUAUAAAAGAAAAAUGGCAUAUCUUUUUUCUGGAAAACAAAGUAAGUAAACUGUUCAUAAAGAAUUAGUUCAACUGUUCAUGAAUAUUCUGCAAUUUUUUGAAUAAGGUACGCAUACAAAUUGAAACAGCCUUCGAAAUUAUCUGGCACGUUCCAACCAUCUUGAGCCAUCAAAGUGGUAGCAAAUUCACCAAAUUCGUCAGAAAAAUCUUCCACUGUACGUAUCGAAAUACUUGAAAAUUCUGAAACCUCGUCUAAAUCGACAUCUUUCAAAAAAUUCGUUCCUCCGUGUAAAUGAGGCAAAAAAUACAUUGUAUUGGGUCUUCCACUUGGACCGCCAUUUUUAGAUUUGGAAAUUAGAUGUUGAUUCCAUUCCUGUUUUACGGUUCGUAUUUCUUCACGGAUAAGGCGCAUAAAGCAAAAUCUUGCACAAUGGAGUAAAACAGCGUCUGAGGGAUCGUACAAAUCUCUAUCCACAAGGUCUUUGAAGAAGGAAACCCACCAACCAGGUCGGUCUCGACGCAGUUUAGACCAAUAUGCCUCUAUACGUUGAUUAACUGGUAAAGAUACAAUAGAAAAUGUAUCCAAGGCUUCACAAUCCCCAUUACUAUCGCGUAAGGAUAUAUGUAUAGGCUCGAUAAGGGAAUGCUCUGUACCGUCGUCAGCCUUUAUUUUGUUUGGAAUUCCCUUCAAUUGCGUUAUAGCUUCCAGGUAGUAUCUUGCUAUCAACUCUGGCACCUUGUUACUUGAUGAUACCUCCAACCAAAUAACCAAAUGAGUCUGCGUGAAUAGCCGUCAAUGCAUACGUGGAUGCUGAAUCCAAAGGGCUUCAAUUUGUCAUGCCCAUCAAUGUGCCAAACGAAAUUUGGACCAGGAUUUCUAUAAGUACGGCGUGAUAAUCUAUGUCUUCUUCGCUGAUCAACACCUUCCGGAUCAAUAUUUAGCAGAGUCUUACGAACAUCUUCCCUGCGUACAAUCAAUCCUUUACUUUUCAACGAUGCGCAUACACGACGAUAUCCAAGUUGAGCACCACUACCUUCAAGAUCAUUCUGUAUCGCAGCCUCUAAUUCAUUUACACUGCACCUUCGGGUAUUGAGUGGUCUUCUGAAUAGAUUUUUACGCUUCAAGUUUCUU
Molecule: messenger RNA, 5972 nt
Organism: Hydractinia symbiolongicarpus
Lineage: Eukaryota; Metazoa; Cnidaria; Hydrozoa; Anthoathecata; Hydractiniidae
Exons: 2
Coding region: 2580-3788 (402 amino acids)
Source: RefSeq, a predicted model, not a curated record